Aphanomyces invadans is the source of this 549-nucleotide messenger RNA. RefSeq lists its product as hypothetical. The record is from RefSeq and is a predicted model, not a curated record. NCBI's taxonomy places the organism in Eukaryota, Oomycota, Saprolegniomycetes, Saprolegniales, Verrucalvaceae. The coding region runs from base 1 to 549 and encodes 182 amino acids. The transcript has a single exon.
AUGGAGGAGUUUGCUGCAUGGAGACCUUCACGAAGGCAGGACACGUCUGGCAUCCCCUUCCCACGGGUACAUGGUCUGUGUAGUCUUGAAUUGCGGGUCGAUCGUCGGCCACGCGGCUUGCACAAUGCGGCGGAUGUCGUCGAGUGUGCGGGACUGGUCUCUCUUCACGUGUGUAUCCACAUCCACGGCCGGCAUCGAUUCGAUGCGCAAGAGGUCGUUCUUGUUGGUCGCGUGGCGUCUCGGCGUCACAUGCACCGCGAUGCUUCCGUAGGGAUUGAUGAACCCGAACGAUGGAGUGGCCGUGAGCCCGCAGUUGCUCUUGAUCUUGUACAUGAGGGUGUUGGACGGCGACGUGUUAGUCAAAACGAGCGAUGCCCCGUGGGCCUGCCGUCGUGUCAAGCAGGAGAGACUACCACGGUGCUCCCGCCUCCUUUUGUCGUCAUCUGUCUGUUGGCUCCUGUCGAGAUGGUGUUGCAGAACACUCGUGUCCAAGCACGCCAGACGCGAGCAGUGGACUUUGCAAUGCACCAUCGAAUGCUGUACCGAUGA